Diachasma alloeum is the source of this 3261-nucleotide messenger RNA. Its product is annotated as MOXD1 homolog 1. The transcript has 9 exons. The record is from RefSeq and is a predicted model, not a curated record. Gene Ontology annotation, biological process: octopamine biosynthetic process; norepinephrine biosynthetic process; dopamine catabolic process. Lineage: Eukaryota; Metazoa; Arthropoda; Insecta; Hymenoptera; Braconidae. Gene Ontology annotation, cellular component: secretory granule membrane. Bases 205 to 2781 code for a protein of 858 amino acids. Gene Ontology annotation, molecular function: copper ion binding; dopamine beta-monooxygenase activity.
UCGUGCAAGCAGCAUGCUACCCGUCACUGAAAACCAACCGGCUAGCGACGAUUACUCGGAAUGCUAAUAAUAUCCCCCAAAAGCAAAGUGUAUCAACUAUUUUCAAUCAUACGAAAGUGAUAGUUGGUGACGAUGUGUGAAAUCUGGUGACAGUGUUAAUUAACAAUUCAAGUUUUUUAUUUCCUAUAUUUAGAGAUUGUAAAUAUGUUAAAAAUGAAGAUUCUAGUGUUGGCAACAGUUUUCCUGCUGGUGGAGGGAGAUCUUUUGGAUCUCUAUGUUCAACACAUGGACGAAACCAUGGGCACGAACUUGGUUAAAAGACACCCGAAGGAUGUGGGAUCAAAGCUCCGAAGCAAGAGGCACCUCAAGGGUGCCAUGAGAUACGGACACUUUCGAAAGCAGCGAUUGGAUGUGGAGGAUGACUGGUGGAUAGAUAAGAAAGCCCUUAAGAAAGUCCUCCCGAAGCUUCCGAUCCCCAAGCCAGAUGGUCUAGCUUUUCCAAAUCUCAACGAGAGGAACAACAACACUGAGGAUCACGAGGUGCUGAAGAAGAAGCAGGAGUUCCAGACGUCUGAAGGAUUCGCCACGAAUGCUGUCAGCAAGGAUCUUAUAGGGUACGAUGACGUCGAGCAGGUGAAGUCAGACGACAUCAGUGAGGAUGUGGAGAUCAUUUCUGAUGUUGAUGACGUCUCGCCGGAGAUUCUCAAGAGAGAUCCCAACAGAACUCCCAAGAAAUAUCAUCCUACUGAGAAGAUCAACAGCAGUCAGAAGUCUGCGAAGCUGAAGCGAAGCGUCAGUAAUUUCAAUUUUACCAGGCGCGAAGUGCUUGAUGAUGUUGGCGACGUUAUCCUCGAGUGGGAUCCUUCCGACGAGGACAUUGUCACCUUCAGAGUCACAGCCAAGACAUUAGGAUACGUAGGAAUUGGGUUCAACGAGAAGAGUCACAUGAUGGGAGCAGAUUUACUUCUCGCCUGGGUUGAUGAUCACGAUAAUUCGGUUAAUCUUCUGGAUUCACAUGGACUCAAAGACACCAAUGCAGCACCAAUCGUAGACCAAUCGCAGGAUGUUGAUAUUCUUGGAGGUUCUCAAAAUGAAACCCACACAACGAUAAUAUUCUCGCGAAGUUGGCAGACCUGCGAUCCCGAAGAUCGUCACUUAAACGAAGACAACGUGCGGGUACUUUGGGCCUUACAAGAUUCAGAUCCAGAACUGAACACACCAGUCUGGCACGGUGAAAGGAAGGGUGCAAGGGCCCUGAGAAUUCGUGGCGCUGCGCCAAAACCAUCACCGCCGCAUAAUCCCGAUAUCAGGCACUGGGACGUCAAAUUGAAUCAGUUCGCUGUCGAUGAUAAGCAGGAUACAAUUUACUGGUGCAAAAUAUUCAAAGCGCCACCGUUCAAUAAGAAGCAUCACAUGAUAGGGUACGAACCAUUGGUGGAGAAAGGCAACGAAGGAUUAGUCCAUCAUAUGAUACUUUACGAGUGCGCUUCGACGUCUCCAGAGCUCGGUAAAUAUUCGAGAAUCAGCGGAAGUUACUGCUAUGAUCCAACCAUGCCGAGAGAGUGGGAAACAUGCAUCCAACCGAUUGUUGCAUGGGCCCGGGGAAGCAAAGGUGAAUGGUUUGCAGAACAUGUCGGUAUUCCUGUAGCUGAGCACAAAGAGGGUUCCUAUUACAUGUUGGAAGUGCACUAUAACAAUCCGACUUUACAAAAGGCAAUCGAUAGCAGUGGAAUUAGGCUCCACCUGACCCCGGUCUUGAGACCAAAUGAGGCUGGUAUUUUUGUCGCUGGUGUGGCUGUUAGUCCGCUUCAUCUAAUUCCACCUAGGCAGAAGGAAUACGCCACUGCAGGCUACUGUAGUCCAGACUGUACCAAUAAGCUUUUCCCCGAGGAUGGUGUCAACGUGAUAUCGGUGGUCCUCCACUCUCACCUCGCCGGUCGUCGGCUGAGUUUAAAGCACAUUCGUAACGGCGAAGAGCUUCCACACAUUGCCCACGAGAAUCACUUUGAUUUCGAUUAUCAGCAGUCGCACAGCCUCGAUGAGGAAGUGAAGAUCCUUCCAGGCGAUCAACUGGUCACUGAGUGCGUCUACGAUACUCAUGAUCGACCGAAUCCAACGUUGGGUGGAUACGCUGCAUCCCAAGAAAUGUGUCUAUCUUUCGUUGUUUAUUAUCCAAGGACAGAACUCGCUGGAUGUUAUUCAAUGACUCCGGCUACCGAUCUAUUCAAGACCCUUGGGGUCACCAACUUCAAAGGAGUCACUCUGGAUAAUUUGGAGAAGUUAUUCCUGACUACAGGGGUUGAGGCAGUAACUCUUCCGACGAUCGUUCAACAGCAACUUCCGGUUUAUCCGGCGACAAGACCCAGUGAAGAAGUCGACGAGGAGAUUAUAAAAGAAACAGAGACAGCGAUAAAAGCUAUAAAAGAAUUCACAGAACAGGUUACGGAUGACAAUGUCUUUGCGAGACUUGUUAUUGAGGAUCCGAAGGAAUUUAGAGGGCGAACGUUGGCGGAACAUAUGUCGGCGUUGGCGUGGACUGACGAGUUGCUCACGAGGCCCAUUGAAAAUCGACUCUAUCACGGCAGACACAUGACUUUCUGCAGAAAGCGCGAUGACAAAUUGGCUAUUCCAUCGGAUAUCCAGAUGUUUCCAAACUUCACAAGAUUACCAGAGAAGAAUCAAACUGUCUGUCGCGAAAGAAGAACGAUGUCAUCAGGAGCGAUCUCACUCUACACUCUCACAACUUUUUACAUUUUUGCUUUGAGUAUUUUCCUCUGCUGAAAGGAAGACUCUCAUACGCUUCGGAGCUCCUCCAAAGCUCUCUUGUACAUUCGGAAAAUAUCACAAAAAAUGUUGUAUUAAUUGGCUCAAAUUAUUUAUUUUUCUUGUAUUUUACGAAGUACUGUUUUCGAAUAUUUUUUAUCCCAUUUUUCGUAUGUUAUCUUCAAACGAUCGUUGGAAACUGAUCGUCACACGUAGUGAGAAUACCUAUUCCUUGUCUAGUUAUGAUUAUUUUGAUAUUACGUUAUUCAAUUUUUUUAUUUCAACGGGAUGAGAACUCUUGCGAGGUGCCAAAAUUUUCUAAACAUUUCGCAACCAGGCGAAAUAUAACGAGAUAAUAUAAUGAAGAAAAAAUUAAUUGACAACAAUGUGUACAUAAUAUUUAUAAGAUGUAUUUUAUAAUUUUUAAUGAGUUGAAAAAUGAGAGCUUUUUGUAACGCAUGUUUUUUUUCUAUUUGUGUAUAAAGAAAUCAUUCACCA